Messenger RNA from Phragmites australis (common reed), 1289 nucleotides. RefSeq names its product chloride conductance regulatory protein ICln-like. The transcript has 7 exons. Lineage: Eukaryota; Viridiplantae; Streptophyta; Magnoliopsida; Poales; Poaceae. Bases 173 to 874 code for a protein of 233 amino acids. The record is from RefSeq and is a predicted model, not a curated record. Gene Ontology annotation, cellular component: cytosol; spliceosomal complex. Gene Ontology annotation, biological process: mRNA cis splicing, via spliceosome.
CAAAACAUCUCCGAACACACAAGGCCGUUCGCACGGCACCGGGCACGGUCUUCCACCACCUCUAAACCCUUUCGAAAGAAUCCCCAAAUCUCGCACACCCCGAAGCCUUCAAGACCCGAAACCCUAGCAUCUCGGCCACCGUCCCCCCCCCCCCCCCCCGCCCCCGCCCCAAAUGGCUCCAGGACUCCACCGCUUCACCGAUAUUGCCGGUGACGGCGCCCCCCGCCUCGACGCCGCAUCCGGCGAGGAGCUGGUCCGCGUGGACCGCGGGGCCUCCGUCGCUCUCGGCCGCCAAGCGCCGGAGCCCCCGGGAACUCUCUUCGUCACCACCAGGAGGGUGAUUUGGCUCAGCGAGGCGGAGAAGGGCAAGGCCUACGCGGUGGACUUCGUCGCCAUCUCGCUCCACGCUGUGUCGCGCGACCUCGAGGCGUACCCCUCGCCCUGCAUCUACACGCAGAUUGAGGCGGAAGUUGGCACUGAUGAGGCUGCUGCUGCUGAAUCAGAUUCUGAAGCAAGUGGUGAAUUAGAGCUAUCAAGAGUCUCUGAAAUGCGCAUUAUACUGGCAGACCCUGGUCAACUUGAUGCACUUUUUGAUGUCUUCUGCCAUUGUGCUGAACUGAAUCCUGAUCCUAAUGCUGAGCGCAAUGGGGGGAAUGGUUGGUUCCUUGGUGAAGAUAUGGCUGAUGGUGGCUGGGUUCAUGGCGAUGAUGACAUGGUUGAUGAAAAUGGCCCUGAGCCCGAAUUCUUCAAUGCCAACCCGAUAGGCCAAAAUGGUGGAUAUGACAUCAAUCGUUCGGUUUUUGAGCUUCAAAUCAAUGACCAGCGUUUUGAGGAUGCAGAGGAAGAGCAGGAGAGCCGUGAAAAUGGACAUUAGAAAAAGAAAUAUGUUCCUCGAGAGCACCAUGUGAUUUGUUUUGUUGAUUACUACCGAUGCUGCUUGGUUUGCUCAUACUGUUUCUACCACUCUUUCUCUUCCAUCUUUUUUCCUUCCACGAUGUUAUAGGAUUAACAUCUCUGGGCGACUUUGGAGAGUUGCAUCGACGGUAACUUCUGGUGAGAAAAAGGUCUUGCUGCUGGUCAAGAAUGUAACUUGUAGAUCAUGAUGGGGAAUCGAGUGAAAGUAGUUAAGUACUUUUGAUCUAACAAAUAGAAGGUGAAAUGGGGAAAGGAAAUAUAUUAUCUUUUCCCUUGUAUAUCAUGGCACAAUUAUGUUGCUCCUAUUUAGAAUCACUGAUCUAAAAGUCAAAUUGGGUGGGCAUGGAACGCAUUUUGCGCACCUUUUGGCCUCA